AUGGCCGCGCUCAGCUCCCAGCCGUCUCCCUUCGGGCACCUGACGCGGGAGCGGCACAUCCAAGCGCCGGCGAGGUCCUUGAGGAAGAAGGACGGGGCUCCGGGCCUCCAGGCCGGGGGGACGUCCCCCAGCUGGGAAGGCACAAGCCGGGCUAACCAGGCUCAAGAGCCGGACUUUGGGAGCAGCCAGGGGAGCCCGGAUGCCCCUUCGAGUGCCGAGGACCCUGGCCACCAACUCGAGGGCCGGAGAUGGCCGGGAAGCGAGUGGGGUGGGACUGCCGGGGAGGAAGCCACCGAGUCGCCUCUGCCGCGGCUGGGCUGGCGGGGCAGGAGAGCCCGCAGACGGAGCCCGGAGCAGAGCUUGCAGCGGGUUCAGGAGGACGACGACGUUCCACCGCUCGGGCUGCAGGUGCUGGCCGGCGUCUCCCAGCUGCGCAUCACCGCCCGAGCUGGGCUACGCGGGUUCGCCGGGGACCCAGGGAGAACGUACGUGGUGGGCACCGCGCAGGCAAAGGGGCUGCUGGUAGCUAUCGAAGAAACCAGCCGCUUGUGCCUGCACCUGUGUGGCCCUGCCCGCUCCUGCCGCAUCCGCCUCCAGGACCCGCAAGGCCAGGAUGUCCUGUGGCUCCGACGGCCCUUCGGGGCGGGCGCCAGCUGCCUGGGCUGCUGCCGGACGGAGAUGCGGGUGUUCACCGCCGGUGACCAGCUCGUGGGCAGCGUGCGGCAGAGGUGGGGCAUCCUUGCCCAUCUCUGGGACCUGCGUGACCUCCACGGCGCAGCCACCAUGAGGAUCCGAGGCUCCUGCGCGGCCAGCCGCUGCUCCUCCAACCAGGAGUUCCAGGUCACCUCCCGCGCCGGCAGCCCCGUGGCAGUGAUCUGGAAGAGGUGGCCAGGUUUCAAUGAAGACCGGAACAUGGACCAUGAGUUCUUCGGGGUGGACAUUUCAGCAAAGCUGGGGGCCGAGGACACCGCCCUCCUGCUGGCAGCAGCCUUCCUCCUGAACUUCAUGUUCUUCGAGAUGAGCUGA
Messenger RNA from Terrapene triunguis (Three-toed box turtle), 1026 nucleotides. RefSeq names its product phospholipid scramblase 2-like. Gene Ontology annotation, molecular function: phospholipid scramblase activity. The transcript is spliced from 7 exons. The coding region runs from base 1 to 1026 and encodes 341 amino acids. The record is from RefSeq and is a predicted model, not a curated record. Gene Ontology annotation, cellular component: plasma membrane. Lineage: Eukaryota; Metazoa; Chordata; Testudines; Emydidae. Gene Ontology annotation, biological process: plasma membrane phospholipid scrambling.